AGAAAAGUGUUUUCUCGACUCGAGAUGUUAGAAGGUGCUAAAUCAAUAGGUGCCGGAGCUGCUACAAUUGCUUUAGCCGGAGCUGCUGUCGGUAUUGGAAACGUCCUCAGUUCUUUGAUUCAUUCCGUGGCGCGAAAUCCAUCAUUGGCUAAACAAUCAUUUGGUUAUGCCAUUUUGGGCUUUGCUCUCACCGAAGCUAUUGCAUUGUUUGCCCCAAUGAUGGCCUUUCUUAUCUCAUUCGUUUUCCGAUCGCAUAAAAAGUCAUGAGAUCAAAAAAGAAAUGUGAGAAUGUAGUUACAGAUGUAAAAAAAGUAAAUAUCUCGUUCUCUUGGUCCAUAGAUGGGGCGUCCUA
Molecule: messenger RNA, 352 nt
Organism: Triticum dicoccoides
Lineage: Eukaryota; Viridiplantae; Streptophyta; Magnoliopsida; Poales; Poaceae
Product: ATP synthase subunit 9, mitochondrial
Exons: 1
Coding region: 25-267 (80 amino acids)
Biological process (GO): proton motive force-driven ATP synthesis; proton transmembrane transport
Molecular function (GO): proton transmembrane transporter activity
Source: RefSeq, a predicted model, not a curated record